Molecule: messenger RNA, 2055 nt
Organism: Homarus americanus (American lobster)
Lineage: Eukaryota; Metazoa; Arthropoda; Malacostraca; Decapoda; Nephropidae
Gene: Ns1
Product: guanine nucleotide-binding protein-like 3 homolog
Exons: 10
Coding region: 102-1889 (595 amino acids)
Cellular component (GO): nucleolus
Molecular function (GO): GTP binding
Source: RefSeq, a predicted model, not a curated record
AAGGUGCUCAUGGCGGACAGUAAACACGUGUGAGGGAACGAGUGUCUCCUGCUGUUAACUCUGUGUCAUUAACCUAAUAACUACACCUUAACUACAUCAUAAUGGUCGCUAAAAAAAGGAAAACCAAGCGCUUGACUCUAAAGCUCAAGUACAAGGUUCAGAAGAAAGUGAGAGACCACCACAAGAAGCUGAAGAAAGAGAAGAGAAAACAUCCAGAAAAGUUUAGAAAAAGGACCAAAGAUCCUGGAGUGCCUAAGACACUUCCAUUCUAUGACCAGGUGAUAAAGGAAGCAGAAGAAGCAAAGGCGGCCCAGGAGCGUCGCAGGGAGGAAGAUAAACUUAAAAGACGUGAACUGAGAGCCCAAGCCAUUGCCAAAAAGAGAGAUAUUGGAAACAUCAAUGAACUCAUUCGUACAGCUGAAGAAAGAGGCGUCAAAUUUGAGGCCGAUCAAGCAGUCACAGCAAACACACAUGGUAAUCUGAGUGACAGAUCUGCAAAGGCAUAUUACAAAGAAUUCAAAAAGGUUGUUGAAGCUGCAGAUGUCGUCUUGGAGGUGCUGGAUGCGCGUGAUCCUCUUGGAACCCGAGUGCCCCAAAUGGAAUCCACAGUGACGGGCCAGUCUGGUAAGAAGCUUGUAUUGCUACUGAACAAGGCUGACUUAGUUCCUCGAGAGAACCUUGAGAAGUGGUUACAGUAUCUUCGUCGUGAAUAUCCAACAAUAGCGUUCAAGUCGAGCACACAACUCCAGGGUUCCCGUUUGGCUCAGUCCUCUGCUAAAAUUAUGAAAUCAUCGGAAGAACUUGUGCAGUCUUCAAAAUGUCUGGGAGCUGAUGUUCUUAUGCAGCUCCUGAAGAACUACUGCCGGAACAAGGACAUCAAGACGGCAAUUUCAGUUGGUGUUGUAGGCCUUCCCAAUGUUGGGAAGAGUAGUGUCAUCAACAGUUUGAAGCGCAGCAAGUCUUGUGGCGUUGGAUCAACACCUGGCUUCACAAAAACAAUGCAACCAGUUCAAUUGGACUCCAAAAUACAACUGCUUGACUGCCCAGGUAUUAUUCUUCCUGGUGGGGAUACUUCUGAUGCUUCAGCAGCACUCAGAAAUGCUGUCAAGAUUGAGCAACUGGAUGACCCCAUAAAACCUGUUGAGGCCAUUCUGGCUCGAGCAAACAAAAAUCAGCUGAUGAUCUACUACCAGAUACCAGAUUUUCAAACGGUAGAUCAAUUUCUGGCAUUGCUGGCAAAGCGCUUGGGGAAAUUGAAAAAGAAAGGUAUCCCAGACAGAGCAAUGGCCGCACGCAAAGUUUUACAAGAUUGGAACACAGGUCAUAUCAAAUUCUACACACAACCUCCAGAAGUACCCGACACUAAAGUAGGAACAACAUUGAUAACCGAGUUAAGUAAAGAGUUUGACAUAGACAGUCUCUUGUCAGAAGAGGGAUCAAUGCUGAAAGCUUUACCCACAUAUAGACCUUCCCAGACAAUGGUAGUGGAUUCCUUGGGACCAGUUAUGGAGGUCAAUGAUCAGGAAGAGUUGGAAGAGGAAAGUGAAGAAGAGGAGGAAAAGAUGGAAGAAGAGGAGGAAGGCAUUGUUGAAGGAGGCCUGACAUUGCCUAAAGAUGUAUGCAUUAAUAUGGAUGAUGGUUCAGGCAGCAGUAAGCCUGCUGACAGUACUGAGAAGAAGAAACGUUGGGAGACUCCUCUACAGGAGUUUGAUCCACAAACCAUGUCCAUGAAGAAAUUCCAGAAGAAGAUGCAGAAGAAAACACGCAAAGAAAGCCAGCGUAACGUCAAGAGAACAGACGAUCUCACAUCUGCCUUCCAGAAGUUUUCAGGGCUUAAAGAUAAUAAUGAUGAUGAUGAUUAUGAUUUUGCUGCAUACUUUGAUAAAUAAGCAAACUUUUUUCUUUUAAAUAGAUGUACGUUAAUACCUUUAUGUGUAUGAAGGAUAAUGUUGAUAAAAGAUAUAUAUAAUGUCUUAUAUGAAAUUGUUAAAUUCCUGUAUGUAUAUUUAUUUAAAUCAAUAUUGUAUAGGAAUGAAUAAAACCAUUGAACUGUAA